AUGGAGUGCCCUGAGGGACGCCGCCUCAGUUCCUCAGAAAAUGAUUUAACACCGACUUCAACAUCAGAAGUAAUGAGCCUCCGAUAUUCCCAAACUGCCGUUGACCAUGGAGCUGAAACUGCCGGCGGUCUUGGCGCCCAAACUCCUGCCAACUAUGGCGCCCAAGCUGAUGCCACCAUUGGCAACCAGGCUGCUGGCAGAACCCCUCUGGAAAACUUACGAGAAGGGACAGAGAUGAGUAGAAGCCAGGAUGAACCUCCUUACGAACUUGAGGACCAGGUUAUAUUGCGUCUGCCUCUGGAACAUGUUUCUACUGUCAGGAAGAUAAUAUGUUCUGGAAGUGCUGCCAUGAAGGAUAAACUGAAAAUUGACUUCCUUUCUGAUGGACGUCAUGCAGUUGUUGGGGUUGAAGGUGUCUCACUAUCAGCUAAGCUGGUUGAUUUGCCUUGUGUUAUUGAAAGCCUGAAAACUGUGGAUAAGAAAACUUAUUAUAAAACGGCAGAUAUUUCGCAGAUGCUUGUGUGCACUGCUGAUGAUGGUGUCCACUCUCAUCCUGAAGAACCGGUUAGCUCUACUGAUCUUAAAGCAAUCAGGAAAAGUGAAAAGGAGAGAAAGAAAAACUAUAUCUGGAAGCAUGGCAUUACUCCACCACUUAGGAAUGUCAGAAAGAGAAGGUUCUGCAAAGCAACAAAAAAGGUCACUGAUAUCAAACAAAUUAAAGAAGUCAGCUUUCCUGAGCACGUUGAACCUCCUGAAGUGGAAAAGGAAGUGAAAAGACUGCUGCGCUCAGAUGCUGAAGCUAUCAGUGUCCGAUGGGAGGUCAUUGCCGAAGGUGAAACCAAGGAAACAGAAAGUCAAGCCUUCAUUCCAGGCUUUGAGAUAGCCUCAGAAAUGAGUGGCUAUAAGCAGUGUCAUACCUUACCAGAAUAUGGUGUGUUUCGGGAGAUGGUCAAUGACUCUAGCAGUAACAGUGAUGAAGUUGAGGAUGAUAAGGAGGAAGAUGAAGAGGGAGAGAAUAACUAUGAUGAUAAGGAUGAAGACAAGGAAGAGGAGGAAGAUCAUUAUGAAGUGUAUACAGAAAGGGAGCCACAGGACAAGUUCAUUGAAUCUGGCCAGCGUGAGGCAAAGGAGAGAAGCAUCUCAAUGGUCAUGGAAAUUCAGAAGCAGACUCAUUACGUGGAGAAAAAGCUCCAAGAGAUUCGGUGCAAAGCACAAAGAAGGAAGGAGCGCAUUAUGAAAGUGGAAAACCUAAUGCACAAGAGUCAUUUACAGUCUGUGCUGGAGCAGCUUAAGCUACAAGAAAAACCAAAAAAUGAGCAGCUCAUUUCUCUACAGGAAACACUGAACUAUUUUCUGAAGAAGUGA
Molecule: messenger RNA, 1365 nt
Organism: Physeter macrocephalus (sperm whale)
Lineage: Eukaryota; Metazoa; Chordata; Mammalia; Artiodactyla; Physeteridae
Gene: TAF7L
Product: TATA-box binding protein associated factor 7 like
Exons: 13
Coding region: 1-1365 (454 amino acids)
Biological process (GO): transcription initiation at RNA polymerase II promoter; RNA polymerase II preinitiation complex assembly
Cellular component (GO): transcription factor TFIID complex
Molecular function (GO): RNA polymerase II general transcription initiation factor activity
Source: RefSeq, a predicted model, not a curated record